Mesorhabditis spiculigera is the source of this 2367-nucleotide messenger RNA. Lineage: Eukaryota; Metazoa; Nematoda; Chromadorea; Rhabditida; Rhabditidae. The record is from the annotation of a GenBank genome assembly.
AUGCCGCUGCAGUGGAAGAACGUCUACGUCCUCCCCGAGCACGGCCGCUUUAACCUGUCAAAUCGGGAAAUUCUGUUUUCGGUUGUCGAAGGCCCUCGUCACGGACUUCUGACCCUGGCCAGCAACCCGGUCUCCUCAUUCACCUACGCCGAUUUGUUGGCCCGGAACGUCGUCUACAAACACGAUGGCAGCGAGACGCGGGAGGACCAUUUUGAUUUCCAGAUUGAAUUCCCGCGCAUCGGCACUAUGGAUUUCCCGUGGCUGGUGACGACCACAUACACGCUGAAGAUUCGCAUCAAUGGAGUCAACGAUCCGCCCGAGUUGAGCGACGCCACGGGCGGCGGCGUCGUGAAGGUGACGGCCAAGGGCAGCAGGGCUUUGACGGCUGAAUUGGUUCGCUUGAACGAUGUGGACAAUUCGCCGGAUACGGUUCGAAUCCAAGUCGUGGAAUCGAAGGGAGCGCAUGUGACACUGUCUAAUCGGACGGUCACUGAAUUCACGCAACGCCAACUGCUGAAUGGGGAGAUCCGCCUGGUCGAUGAGGGACUCUCUGACCAUUCAACGAUCCGACUUGUAGCUCGAGAUAGCGAGUCUCGAAGCGCUGUUCUGCCAUUAAAGAUCGUCUCCGUCCCGAUCGGCGUGCGCCCAGAGUUCAACACCGGCCUCCGACUACUCCACCACGGGAAUCUCUCCUUCGUCCCGACCGUCCCCGAGGUCCCGUUGCACUACCGUAUCGUUGGGCUGCCCGAGCACGGAGUUGUUGAAUGUUCACCACCAAACGGCCACUUUCACGUGUGCACCACAUUUUCACAGAGUCAGAUUGCGAAGAGCCUGGUGCGAUUUCGGCACACUGGAAGCGGAACGCCACCUCAAGAUACUUUCAGUUUCCAGGUUGAAUCCGGCGAUUUUGUGAGCAUGGUGCACGCCUUCCGUGUCACCUUCAUCCCGAUGAACAUCAAAGUGUUCAACCGAGAAGUAUUCCUGCUCAACGGAACGGAUAACGGGAUGCUUGGCCGCGCCAACCUCUUCGCCUGGACCUUCCCGAAAAGCUACAAUUCCGAUCAGCUGGUGUAUCAUAUUAUUGAACCUCCUAAAUUUGGAAUCCUUUCCCGGAAGAUUGGGGCCAGAAAUCGAAGAAUCGGCGACAUUGAUGGGAAUACGAUCAGCUACAAACUCCAUUUCAUGCAGUAUUCAAUCCUGAACGACUACUUUCUAUUUAAAAUCAUUGCCCCGUCGGUGCAGUCUGAGAUACAACGCUUCGAAAUUGUCUUCAUCCCCUCCCAAGCGUCGAUACAUCUCGUCAAUCGAACUGUGGUUGUGGAUGAGGGGGCGAGUGCUCAGAUCACCAACGAAUUCCUCUCACUUUCGACGCCGGACGACAAAAACUUUGUAUUUACAAUUGCCGUCCCGCCAGAACAUGGCAGUCUUUCGUAUAAGAAUUCGAACGGAAAAUACAUCCCUAUCAACGCCGGAAAUAACUUCACCACCGCCCAUAUCAACGACGGCCGAUUAUUCUACAAUCACUCCGGCUCAGAGUCGCGCUCCGAUCGCGUAAGUCUACUCGCGGAAUCGGCGUUUCGCGGCGGGACCCGGAUCCCGUUGUCGCUGUCGUUUUCCGUGAUCUUGCACAACGACAAUCCGCCGGCGUUGAUCGGGCCCGACACCAUCUAUAUUACCCCGAAAGGAGAACGAGUUUUAUAUCCGCAUAUGCUCGAUUGGCGGGACGAUGACGUUGAUUCAAUGCCGUUAAAAUUCUCAUUUUCCGCCGGCGCGAAAGAGGGCGCAAUCUUGUCGACAAUUUCCCCUCACCUACCGGUCACCAGCUUCACGCAGGAGGAUUUGGCGAAAAAGAAAGUGAUGAUUCGACAUCUCGGGAAUAAGGCCAACUUCUCGAUCGAUUAUACGGUGUCGGAUGGGGCUCGAUCUGUCCCAGGGACGGUCCAUAUCGUGUCGAGCGAGUUGUUUGCGGAAAUUGGACAAGCCGAGCUGACCUAUUGCUGCCUGCCCGGGGAUCGACCGCAAAUUCAAGUACACCCCGGCAACCUGACGGUCCGCACAAAUCACGAUCUGCCGCUAUCCGAAAUUGUCUACAACACCCCCAGCGUUCAUUUUGUCAUCAAACGAAAUGGCACCGCGCAGGGAGCUUCAAAAUUCACGCAGCAGGAUAUCUACGAUGGUGUACUCUACUAUACUGUGCACGCCGCCAAAAAAGAGCCAAUUACGGUGACCGUUGGAGAGAAGCGGGUCGAGGGAGAGAUGAUCCUGACCCUCCGUUCUCUGGGGGCUUCCCUCGAGCUUCGACGCUCUCAACCACUCUCUGUCCCCGUCGGUGGCGCUUCAACAAUCAAUAACGAAACACUGCUUCAG